CCAUUCAGUCAGAGUGCAUGCAGCAGAAGCAGCAGACUUCCCGCAGGAAUCCUGGGAUUUAACACACUGCUGUUUAGAUGGCUGACAGAAAGGAGUAACUUAGCGAACGGUGCUGCAAACUCUCCGUGGUCAUGCACAAAGUGUCUUGGGGCACAAACUGUGACAUUAUGGAAAAGGAAUUCGAAGACAUUGAUUCGUCAGGGAGAUGGCAAAACCUUUACAAUGAGAUCCGUAACCAAGCAAGCGAAUAUCCUUACAAAGUGGCAAAACUUCCAGUGAAUCGGAACUUGAACCGUUACAGAGAUGUCAGCCCAUACGAUCACAGUCGAGUAAAACUUGAAAACUCUGAGAAUGACUACAUCAAUGCAAGUUUAGUCAUGAUGGAAGAAGCCCAAAGAGCUUACAUACUGUCUCAGGGACCUUUGAGGAAUACUUGUGGUCAUUUCUGGCUGAUGGUUUGGGAGCAGUGUUGCAAAGCUGUUAUAAUGCUCAACAGAGUCAUUGAAAAAGGAUCUGAAAAGUGUGCACAGUACUGGCCCACCUCACAAGAGCUACAGAUAUCUUUUACAGACACAGGGUUUGUUGUCAGGCUACUUUCAGAGGAGGACCAAUCCUAUUUCACAAUCCGAUUGCUGGAACUGCUAAACACAAAGACAGGGGAGUCGAGGGAGGUCUACCACUUUCAUUACACCACAUGGCCUGACUUUGGUGUACCAGAAUCCCCUGCCUCUUUCCUCAACUUCCUCCUCAAAGUUCGGGAAUCGGGCACGCUGAGUCCGGAGCAUGGGCCCUCAGUGGUGCACUGCAGCGCUGGCAUUGGGCGCUCUGGUACCUUUGCCUUGGUGGAUACUUGCCUGGUCCUGAUGGACAGAAGUAAGAGUCGGUCUUCAGUGGACAUACAGAAGGUACUGCUGGACAUGAGGGAAUACCGUAUGGGUCUGAUCCAGACCCCUGACCAGCUUCGCUUUUCUUACAUGGCGGUCAUAGAGGGAGCCAAGAUCCUCCUGACAGAUAACUCAGCUGCACAGCAAAACAAGCAGAGACUACUAUCUAAAUCUGCCCCCUACUUGGAGUCAGAUCCGCCCCCUCCGCCACCUCCUCCUAGACCUCACCUCAAUGACAGCAGGUCCAAUGGCCAGCCAACACCUUGUGUGGAGCUGCAGUCCCCCUCAGGAGACCACCUGCUGCCAACAGAGCCAGAUAGCCAUGACCACAAUGUGGAAGACCUUUCUGGGCAUCUCAGAAAGCGACACCGUGAGGAGAGGAUUGCCAGCACUGCGCAGAAAGUCCAGCAGAUGAAACAGAGACUGACAGACUCGGAGAGAAAGCGAGAGAAGUGGCUGUACUGGAGGCCCGUGCUGCUUAAUGUCGGUGCCGGGGCAGCUUUGGCCGUCAGCCUACUGGUUUGCUGGAUCUACUCGCAGUAAAACAAUCAGGGUCUCUUAAAACUGACUUAUUUUGCACCAGUACCUUGGGUUAGGUACUUCUCUAAGCAGAUUUAGAUGAUAAGAUGUGCAUAUCUGAGGGUAUUUAUUUCCUAAAGGUCAAAAUGCGGGAGCACUGGAUCAAAUGAGCUUGUGUAUAUUUUUCAUGUAACAUCUAAAGUAGUAACAUCUCAGGAUCUCGUUGACAGUACGAUGAUUUAUUUUCCUUUCCUCUUUGUCACUGUUGAUGAAUGUACUGUAUCAUAGAAAAUCGCUUUGAAAGAAACCUACUUGAGGGGCAGUAAAGACAAAAAAAUUAUAUUCUGACAGAUUUAUUUUUGCAUUCUUUAUUUGCUAUAGUCAGAUUUGUCUUGAUCAUGAUGGACAUGUUUUAACAUUUUGCAUUUCAAAAUGAGUUCUGUUGACUGUUUAUCCUACCAUAGAUAAGUUGGAUGAUUCCUUUCCCUUGACAUUAGCAAUGGGAGUUUAUUUUCUUUUAGAGAAUUCACAUUUCAUUCAAGCAUUUAAAGGUUCACCAGAACACCACUUGUUCUUCCAUUUUUAUGUAGCGGAGAAUCGCAAUAUGUUUCAGACUCUGCUAGAAUGUUCCCCUUUCAUUUUCUGUUAAACAAGCACAUGUUUCCCUUCGGUUUUGGUUGUGUGUAUUCACCCACUUGAUGGGUACAUGUUUGUUCAGGUUAUCUUACUUUAGGAAACCAAAGCAAAGCUGUCCAGUUAUAUUAAAAUACCAGCCAAGCAAGCUGUUUAUUUUUACUCCC
Molecule: messenger RNA, 2203 nt
Organism: Platichthys flesus (European flounder)
Lineage: Eukaryota; Metazoa; Chordata; Actinopteri; Pleuronectiformes; Pleuronectidae
Gene: ptpn2a
Product: protein tyrosine phosphatase non-receptor type 2a
Exons: 9
Coding region: 132-1427 (431 amino acids)
Biological process (GO): protein dephosphorylation
Molecular function (GO): protein tyrosine phosphatase activity
Source: RefSeq, a predicted model, not a curated record